AAAAUAUACAGUAAGUAGAAGCAAUGGAGCAAAAUGUGGAAAACGUACGUGCUCCUCCCAAGAGUUUGUUACAGAGUGAUGAUCUGUAUCAGUAUAUCCUGGAGACUAGUGUUUACCCACGUGAGCCAGAAUUUCUCAAGGAGCUAAGGCAUGUCACUGCUAGUCAUCCAAGGGCAAUGAUGGCUACUGCACCAGAUGCAGGCCAGUUGAUGGCCAUGUUGUUGAAUCUAGUAAAUGCGAAAAAGACAGUUGAAGUUGGAGUCUUCACAGGAUACUCUCUUCUCCUCACUGCUCUUACAAUUCCAGAGGAUGGCAAGAUCAUAGCCAUAGAUGUAAAUCGGGAGACAUUUGAGAUUGGGUUGCCAAUAAUUAAGAAAGCUGGUGUCGCAGACAAAAUUGAUUUCAUUGAGUCUGAGGCUUUACCAGUUCUUGAUCAGCUAUUACAGAAUAACUUUAUUGGAAGAAAUGGAGCAAAAUGCAAAAAAGGUACCUAGUCCUUCUAAGGUUAUAUUGCAGAGUGAAGAUUUGUAUCAG
Molecule: messenger RNA, 534 nt
Organism: Quercus lobata
Lineage: Eukaryota; Viridiplantae; Streptophyta; Magnoliopsida; Fagales; Fagaceae
Product: probable caffeoyl-CoA O-methyltransferase At4g26220
Exons: 5
Coding region: 24-494 (156 amino acids)
Molecular function (GO): S-adenosylmethionine-dependent methyltransferase activity; O-methyltransferase activity
Source: RefSeq, a predicted model, not a curated record